AUGUGGUUGUCAUCUAUCGAGACGAUUUUCCGUUUUAUGAAGUGCCCGAAAGAGCACAAGCUUCAAUGUGUCGUUUUCAUGUUGACUGGCAAUGUAGAAAUCUGGUGGCGUUUAGCAGAGAAAAUGAUUGAUACCAGUGGGAAGCUUGCAACCUGGGAGCAGUUCAAGGAACGUUUCUAUGAGAAGUAUUUUUCGGCCAACACCCGGUAUAACAAGCAGGUAGAGUUCUUGAAUUUGAAACAGGGAGUUAUGUUAGUAAAGGAAUAUGAGCAAGAAUUUGAUAAAUUGUCCCACUUUGCCGCUGAGCUGGUAGCCACCGAGACAGCGAGGACAGAAAGGUUCAUUCAAGGUUUGAGAAGCGAAUUACGAGGUAUGGUUCAUGCUCUUGACCUUAACACCUAUGCCACAGCACUGCGAGCCGUUGUGAGGAUCGAUGCUGACUCCCAGGAGGGAGAAGAGUACAACAAGUUGUCUGAAAUUAGGGCAUCUGCAGGGCAGAAAAGGAAAGCAGACCAGAAGACUUCUGAGUUUCAGCAAAAGAAACCUGUAGCUAUUAAAGAGGAAAAGCCGAUUUGUAACUCAUACGGAAAGCGUCACUAG
Benincasa hispida (wax gourd) is the source of this 600-nucleotide messenger RNA. The record is from RefSeq and is a predicted model, not a curated record. Lineage: Eukaryota; Viridiplantae; Streptophyta; Magnoliopsida; Cucurbitales; Cucurbitaceae.